Trichomonas vaginalis G3 is the source of this 1158-nucleotide messenger RNA. RefSeq names its product protein ubiquitination. The transcript has a single exon. The record is from RefSeq and is a predicted model, not a curated record. Gene Ontology annotation, molecular function: protein binding. Lineage: Eukaryota; Parabasalia; Trichomonadida; Trichomonadidae. Bases 1 to 1158 code for a protein of 385 amino acids.
AUGAGUCAAGAAAUCAUUAUAAAUUAUGAGUAUAUUGAAGUUCAUAUCAAGGAUUACAUGAAUGAUUACAGAUUCUUUAAUAUUUUUGAUAUAGAUGUUAUCAAAAUUAUAUUGAAACAUUCAAAUUUAACUUUAUUCGACUUUAAUAGACUUUUGGAAAACUCUGCUUCUUCCAUAAAAGCAAAUCAAUUAUAUAAUUGUAUUCGUGGAACGAAUGUUGAUGUUCAUACUUAUCAAGAUGCAAUAUCAGCAUUGAAAUCGAUUUAUAAGCAUUUAAAAUUAAGUAUACUUAAUGGAAUUAUCUCUAUUUUAGAUAAUACAGAAAAGGAAAUGUCACAAACAAUUGAAAAACAGCAUGAUGAGAUUAAUAAUAUUACAUCUCAAACUCAAAGCCCCGAAAAAGAAAUUCAAUCACUUAACCCACAAAUAACUAAUGAAGUUAAUUCUAAAUUAUUAACAAGAAUCAAUUCGUUGAAAACUACCAAUGAUUUUAAAGAAGUUUAUCAAUUCCUAAAUGAACUUUCAGAAAAUGGAUAUCAACAGAUAAUGAUGAAUGCCUAUGAAGCAGGUCUUACCCAAAUUAAAAAUAAACAUAAAAGAGAUGCUCUUCUUGAAGCCUCCAUGAAAGGAAAUCUCAGACUUAUUAAAUCACUUAUCGCAAGUGGCUGCAAUAAAGAAACUUUGGAUAAAAACAAAAAAACACCACUAAUUAUUGCAUCAGAAAGAGGUCAUCUUGAAGUUGUUAAGUAUCUCAUAUCAAUUGGAGCAAAUAAAGAGGCAUCAGAUAAUUAUGGCUAUUCAUCGUUAGCCUAUUCUGCUUCAAACGGCAAUCUUGAAAUAGUUAAGUAUCUUAUCUCAGAAGGAGUAAAUAAAGAAUCUAAAAUUAAUAAUGGAGCUAUACCACUUAUUUUGGCAUCAAUAAAAGGCAAACUUGAAGUAGUUAAAUAUUUUAUUUCUAAUGGAGCUAAUAAAGAAGCAAAAACCAAUGAUGGAUACACUUCGCUCAUUUAUUCAAUAGUCAAUAAUCAUCUUGAUGUGGUUAAAUACUUAAUAUCUGUUGGAGUUAAUGUAAACCCAAAGAAUAAAGACGAUUUAAAUCCUCUUUCUUAUGCAAGAGGCAAAGUAAGAGAAUUCCUUAUAUCAGUUGGAGCAAAAUAA